UUUUUCUGUUUUAUCUGAUAGCUAAAACAAACAGAAACUGAAAGAAAUGAAACAAUAUAGAUAUGUUAUUCUUAUACACACAAAGAGCAAUCAGAAGAAAAGUAUCGGAGAUUGAAGAGUGACACAUUAAGAGUAUUCAAAUGGAAAAGGAAAAAGGUAGAGUUUGUGUCACAGGAGGCACAGGGUUCAUUGCUUCAUGGAUCAUCAAGAGACUCCUUGAACAUGGAUAUUCUGUUAAUACGACCAUAAGAUCUCAUCCAGGAAGCAAAAGGGAUGUUAGCUUUCUCACAAAUCUACCAGAUGCAUCUGAAAAGCUACACUUUUUCAAUGCUGAUCUGAGCGAUCCAGAGAGUUUUGGUCCAGCAGUAGAAGGGUGUGUUGGGAUUUUUCACACUGCCACACCAAUUGAUUUUGCAGUGAACGAGCCAGAAGAAGUUGUGACCAAAAGGGCCAUUGAGGGAGCACUAGGCAUUUUGAAAGCAGCUGUGAAAUCAAAGACAGUCAAGAGGGUUGUCUACACUUCUAGUGCUUCCACUGUUUCCUUCACUGGCCCAGAGCCACAAGAUGUGGUUGAUGAAAGUGCUUGGAGUGAUGUUGAUUUGCUUAGGAGUGUGAAGCCAUUUGGUUGGUCAUAUACAGUUUCAAAGGUGUUGACAGAGAAGGCAGUGUUUGAGUUUGGAGAACAGAAUGGAUUGGAAGUUGUGAGUCUAGUGCCUCCCUUUGUUGUUGGACGUUUCAUCUGUCCCAAGCUUCCUGACUCUGUUGAAAGAGCACUGAUCUUGUUGUUUGGCAAAAAGGAAGAAAUUGGAGUGAUUCGUUACCAUAUGGUUCAUGUGGAUGAUUUGGCUAGAGCACAUAUCUUUCUGCUGGAGCAUCAUAAUCCAAAAGGGAGAUAUAACUGUUCACCCUUCAUUGUACCCAUUGAAGAGAUUGCUGAAAUUAUUUCAACCAAAUACCCAGAAUUUCAAAUACCAUCUGCAGAAGAGUUGAAGGAUAUAAAAGGUGCAAAGUUGCCACAUUUAAACUCGCAGAAACUGGUGGAUGCUGGUUUUGAGUUCAAGUAUAGUGUAGAGGACAUGUUUACUGAUGCAGUUGAAUGCUGCAAGCAAAAUUCUUAUCUUUAAAUCAUUUCACUGAUCAAAUUCACAAAAAUAAAAUCAAUGAUUGUUGGAGGCCUCUACACUGUUUGAUGCAUCUUGUUAUUCCUAAUUAGUCAACAAAAGAUAUAAUCUUUCUCCUUUGUCUCAGUACAGCGUAAAGCUUUAAUAUUGAUGUUUGUAGAUUUGUUUGAAAUCUUUUUAUAUAAAUCCAGGGUGCUGCUGUGAACUAGUUGUUUCGUUGUUGUCCAUGAUUAUACUAUUUUUCACCUUUUGAAACAAGAAAUUAGCCAAUUUGGAUUUUGCAAAGAUUUAAAGUAUGGACAAUUUGUGUGUUUCAACAACAAUCACCAAAGCCUUUUCCCGCUACGUGAGGUUGGAUCCAGUGAUACCAAUCUUCAAUCAAAAUCAG
Molecule: messenger RNA, 1509 nt
Organism: Vigna radiata var. radiata (mung bean)
Lineage: Eukaryota; Viridiplantae; Streptophyta; Magnoliopsida; Fabales; Fabaceae
Product: vestitone reductase
Exons: 4
Coding region: 141-1124 (327 amino acids)
Molecular function (GO): oxidoreductase activity, acting on the CH-OH group of donors, NAD or NADP as acceptor
Source: RefSeq, a predicted model, not a curated record